CUGUCAACUCACAGACUAUCCCUUGAAGUAAAGAACAUAUAAAAGGAUCACUGGAUGGUUGCCAUAUUAAGAAACAAGAUUACUGAAGUCAACAUGAAACUGCUUCUGCUGUGUUUGGUUGUUGUGAUCGUCGCAAUGGCCGAUGCUGCUUCGAUUGAGAAGCGUAUCACCUGCGAUCUGCUGUCCUUCACCAUCAUGGGCAACUCCAUUGGUGAUUCUGCCUGUGCUGCUAAAUGCCUUAUCACUAAACACUCGGGCGGACACUGUAGCGGUGGCGUCUGUGUCUGUCGAUAAACAUCAGUAAAUUGACACGGCAGUUCUGCACCUCUACCAAUGUGACCUGAAUAAAUAUAUUUUACAAUUUU
Messenger RNA from Haliotis rubra (blacklip abalone), 365 nucleotides. RefSeq names its product holotricin-1-like. The record is from RefSeq and is a predicted model, not a curated record. Gene Ontology annotation, biological process: defense response to bacterium; humoral immune response. The transcript has 4 exons. The coding region runs from base 55 to 294 and encodes 79 amino acids. Lineage: Eukaryota; Metazoa; Mollusca; Gastropoda; Lepetellida; Haliotidae.